AGGAGACAAACUAUUUACGGGGUAUUAAAGUGUAUCCGGGCAUGGUUUUAGGGCUACCUUUAUUGUAUUCAGAUAUAUUGUCAUGUCACAGCUUGCGCAGCACCAUAGCAUCGAGGCCUCCUCACUCCAAACACAGCAUCCGCCCCUCCCUUACCCAUCCGCACACCACCACCUCCAUUCCUCUCCAUCUACGUCUGCCUUCUUUGCUGCAACAACACCAACGGCUCAUACUCGCACUACCCUCGGUCAAAUAGCCUCCAUGUCCAUCUCCCCCCCGCCAAUCUACCGAUCACUCCUCUCCCCCAUCCCUUUCUCCCCGCCCUUCUCACCCUCUUCCCCUCCGAUCCCCGUCGUGCUCUCCGGCUGCGGCUGCGGAUCCGGCUGCUUCGCGGGAUGCGCAUCGCCCGGCUUUCCUUCGUCCCGGCUGGCCGUGCUCUGUGGAUCCGUGUCCUGCGUGUCUGUGCGGGCGUCUGUGGCGUUUGAGUCGAAUUGGUUGGCUGGGAGAUUCUUGCCUAUGAACUUGGAGUUGGAGGAGGAGGAGGAGUUAAGGUGCAGGGGGGAUGUGGUGGUGUAGGUGCGUGUGGUUGUGUUUGUGGUUGGGGUGAGCCCGGAGGGUGGGAAGGGGCAUUGUUUGAUGCUGAUACGUGGCGCUUGUGGAAGGUGUUCGUUCCUUGAAUGGCGCGGCAGCAUGGUUCGAUAUA
Messenger RNA from Trematosphaeria pertusa, 701 nucleotides. RefSeq lists its product as uncharacterized. The record is from RefSeq and is a predicted model, not a curated record. Lineage: Eukaryota; Fungi; Ascomycota; Dothideomycetes; Pleosporales; Trematosphaeriaceae. The coding region runs from base 83 to 574 and encodes 163 amino acids. The transcript has a single exon.